AUGACAAUCAGUAGAAAAAAGCGAAUUUAUGUUGGUAUUCUCAUCGGUGUCGCAAUGUUGAUUCUCUCGGCUGUCACCGUUGUUUUACUCGUCAUCAAUGUUAAAUCUACUCCAGAGAAAUCCAAAUCAUCAUCAUUUUACAUUGUACCAUUAGGCACAAGUGGUGGAUUAGAUGAAAGUAAUCUUUCUUCUUAUCUACUUACAACAGUCAAUGAGAGUACACCCAAUUCUGCUUAUAUAUCUCUUGAUAGUGGAACAUUGCGUCAUGGACUUGAAAUGGCAAUCAAACAGAACUGUUUUCCAUCUCAAAGUUUAACAGCGGAACAAUUUCUUCAAGAACAAGUCAAAGCUUAUUUUAUUUCACAUGGUCAUCUUGAUCAUAUCAAUGGAUUUAUUCUUAAUUCACCUAAUGAUAAAUCUGGAAAAACAAUCUUUGCUUUAAAUGAAACGAUUCAAAUUAUUCAGGAUGAUUUUUUCAAUAAUCAGGCAUGGGCAGAUUUCGGUCCCCAUGGUCUCAAAUUGUACAAUUAUCAAAUCUUAGAUCCUCUAUCAACUAAUUCAAUUCCUAUUCCAAAUACCGAUUUAAACGUUCGAAUAUUUCGUUUAUGUCAUACAUGUCCAUUCCUUAGUUCUGCAUUUUUGAUCUCUCGCCGAGAUGAAAGUUCAGCAUCGAUACUUUAUCUCGGUGAUACGGGUCCUGAUGAUAUCGAAAAGAUCGUUCAAGCUGAUAAUUCAACAUAUUAUCCAAGAUAUCUUGAGCAAUUAUGGCAAACUAUGGGUCCAUUAGUUGUCGCUAAUCAAUUAAAAGCGAUUUUGAUCGAAGUUUCGUAUUCAAAUGAACGUCCAGAUCAUUUACUAUUUGGACAUUUAACACCGAAAUGGCUUUUAAAAGAAUUAGACGUAUUAAGAUCUUAUCAUUCAAUGGAAAAUGUGACAAUUGCUGUUACACACAUCAAACCUGAAGAAGGAAGUCGAGAGAAAAUCAUGAGACAAUUGAAAGAAGAAAGUAAUUCUAACUAUAACUUUGUUUUCCCACGUCAAGGUGAGCCGAUUUGGGUUUAA
This is a messenger RNA of Adineta ricciae, 1062 nucleotides long. The record is from the annotation of a GenBank genome assembly. NCBI's taxonomy places the organism in Eukaryota, Metazoa, Rotifera, Eurotatoria, Adinetida, Adinetidae.